Molecule: messenger RNA, 1164 nt
Organism: Serendipita indica DSM 11827
Lineage: Eukaryota; Fungi; Basidiomycota; Agaricomycetes; Sebacinales; Serendipitaceae
Source: the annotation of a GenBank genome assembly
AUGGCCAAGGCAUACAGACCAAUAGCUCUACUGAACACACUAGGAAAGCUCCUGUCAGCCCUCAUGGCAGAGGACAUCUCAAACCUCUGCAAACAGCACAACCUCCUACCCAACUCCCAGUUUGGAGGUAGACCUGGCCAUACUACCACAGAUGCACUGCACCUACUCACAUGCGAGAUCAAGAAAACAUGGAGACAAUCAAAGGUAGCAAGUGCCUUAUUUCUUGACAUCCAAGCAGCAUUUCCUAAUGUUGUCAAACCAACACUGGUAGAAAACAUGCGAAGAAAAGGCAUACCCAAAGCGUACAUCCAAACUAUAGAGGAUAUACUGACAGGCAGGACAACCUGCCUCAAGUUUGAUGGUAACCACUUGGAGCCACAACCUAUCACAAAUAGAAACAGCCAAGGAUGCCCUCUCUCAAUGAUUCUCUACCUAUUCUACAUUGCUCCCCUUCUUGAGAUCACUAACAAGACAAACCAGCUCACCAUUGGCUUUGUCGACAACACCACACUCCUUGCGAUAGGCAAAUCCUUUACAGAAAUGCACGAAAUCCUCAAACACAUGAUGGAGAACCUAGGAGGAGUGCUCAACUGGUCAUAUCGACACAGCUCACCACUUGAAAUCAGCGAGCUUGCAUUAAUCAACUUCACAAGAUCCCUCGACAAGCAAAAAGAGUCAAUGCCACUCAUCCUGAAUACCACCAAUAGCCAAGGAAACCCGCAGUCAGUCAAUCUCACCAGUAGUGAAAGCUACAAGCUGCUAGGAGUCAUCCUCAACCAUCAGCUUUACUGGAACAAGCACCAAGAACUGGUGCAUGCAAGAGUAGUGAAAUGGACAGUGUUGUUCUCACGCAUCCACAGAGUUCUACAUGGUCUACCCAUUCAGAUGGGAUGCCAGCUCUACAAAGCAGUCACCAUCCCAUGCAUCCAGUAUGCAGCUGACCUCUGUGAGGAGGACCAGUCAACCUCAGGAGAAGAGAUUGACAAGACCCCAUCAAACCUAAGUGACACCACCACAGGAAACACAUUGGCCCCACCAACAACCCAACCAGAGAAGCAGGCUCCAGAGAAAGAUGGCAACAGCAAAUCAACAAGACCAUCUGUCACAGAGGUCCUCUGGGCUGUGGCUGAGGAGGCCACCAAAGAGGACCAAUUGGGAGGAUGA